Molecule: messenger RNA, 2085 nt
Organism: Owenia fusiformis
Lineage: Eukaryota; Metazoa; Annelida; Polychaeta; Sabellida; Oweniidae
Source: the annotation of a GenBank genome assembly
AAAAGAAGAACGUUCGGAAAUCUAGGGUAACAAAGUCAAGGUCAAGACAAAUGGCAAAUUUUUAGUGCAUACUUAUUUUACCUAAAGUAAAGCUUGUGUAAUCCAUUCAUUUAAUUAAACCUAAUUCGGGACGUUACAUCGAAUAGUUUUCUAUAAAAUGAGCAUAAAUAUGUUGAGUAAAACCUCCAGAUGUGUUAAAUACUUCGGAUCAAACUUAAAAGCGAGUGUUGGUCUUGCAGCCAGAAACACCACUGGUAGGGAGGUUAGCAGUGCUGGAGUGACCAGAGAUUUCAGCUCAACAGUGACUGAAGCCACUUUCCCCACUAAGGAAUACAAGCUACAUAGACUGGACACACCCCCAGCCAGUGAGUCGACCUUGACCCGUGAUGACGCCCUCAAGUUCUACCAACAGAUGCAGACUAUAAGACGUAUGGAGACGGCAGCUGGGAAUCUCUACAAAGAAAAGAUCAUCAGAGGAUUCUGCCAUCUUUAUUCUGGACAGGAAGCAUGCUGUGUUGGGAUGGAGGCAGGUAUUAGACCUGAUGAUGCAGUGAUCACUGCAUAUAGGGCACAUGGAUGGACUUACAUGCGUGGAGUGCCUGUCCUGGGUGUACUAGCUGAACUUACAGGUAGAAUCUCUGGCUGUGCUAAGGGCAAAGGUGGUUCCAUGCACAUGUACACUGAUAAUUUCUAUGGUGGAAAUGGUAUUGUUGGUGCACAGAUUCCUCUAGGGGCUGGCAUAGCCUUCGCUCAGAAGUACCAAGGCAAGGACAAUGUCACAAUAGCACUAUAUGGAGAUGGCGCAGCAAACCAAGGGCAACUUUUCGAAGCUUUCAAUAUGGCUAAACUUUGGGAUGUUCCUGCCAUAUUUGUGUGUGAGAACAAUGGUUAUGGGAUGGGAACCAGCGUAGAGAGAGCAUCUGCUAGCACUGAUUACUAUACAAGAGGCGACUAUGUACCAGGAAUAUACGUUGAUGCAAUGGAUGUGCUGACAGUUCGUGAGGCCACUAAGUAUGCUGCAGAUUAUUGUCGUUCAGGCAAGGGACCAAUCCUGUUGGAGUUGGCCACCUAUAGGUACAGUGGCCACAGUAUGAGUGAUCCUGGUACAAGUUACCGAAGUCGUGAUGAAGUUCAAGAAGUGCGACAAAAAAGGGACCCCAUCAUGCUUUUUAAAGAAAAGAUAUUAACAUCAAAUCUAGCUACAGCUGAUGAGAUCAAGGCUGUUGACAAGCAAGUCCGCAAAGAGGUGGAUAGUGCAGUUGAAAGAUCUCGCAAUGACCCUGAGAUUGAGCUAGAAGCGUUAUAUGAACAUGUAUAUGUAGACCAAGCGAAAGAUUUCCCAAUAAGGGGAUGUCAAAGCAUAACAUCUGGAGUUGCUCAAUAAGUGAACCAUACCUAUGGCUAUUGAAACAGAGGUACGUAAAACUGUGGAAGAAGGAGUAAAGAGAGCAAAGGCUGACCCUGAGCCACCUAUGGAACUACUAUACGACCAUGUAUUCAAGGAUGCCCCUAAAGACUUUACUGCACGUACAGUAGAUCCUUUUGUAAAUGCAGAAUCUAGGCAAUAACAUUUAAUGAACUAUAGAUGAAUCAUCAGUAAUAUCAGAUACUCUACAUGUUGUGAUCUUAUUAAGGAAUAUACACUGAGAAUAUUAAAAACUGUUGUCUUUAGUAGACUAGCUCUGCUGUUUUAUUUUGGUACAAGCUCUGUUGUUUUAUUAUUUUGGUCCAUCUUGCAAAAAAGUCCAUUGUUAAACAAUUUACUUGUAUCAUCUGUGCUGAUAUCUUUCAUGCAUGGAUAACUGAUCACUUGCUAGAUGUGUAAAAUUAUUUGAGCCGAGAACUUUUUUCAUUGCUAAAUAGAUUUGUAUGUCUUAAAUUAAAAAGCCUUUCUACAACUCAUAUUGCAAGUUUAACUUUUUUAAUUGCCAACUGGAGUUAUAUGUCAUAAUAGCCUGGUUACAAUUUAUAUUGCUGAAUUUCAUUGCCACAUGGGUUUGCAUGUAACUUUAUUUACAAGUCAGAUUGUUGAGUUUGUUUUUAGAGAAAAUUGGUGAGAAAUAAAGAAACUAUUUAUUAAGUAUA